Messenger RNA from Xyrauchen texanus (razorback sucker), 3482 nucleotides. Its product is annotated as nuclear receptor subfamily 4 group A member 1-like. Gene Ontology annotation, cellular component: transcription regulator complex; nucleus. NCBI's taxonomy places the organism in Eukaryota, Metazoa, Chordata, Actinopteri, Cypriniformes, Catostomidae. Bases 109 to 1830 code for a protein of 573 amino acids. Gene Ontology annotation, molecular function: zinc ion binding; RNA polymerase II cis-regulatory region sequence-specific DNA binding; nuclear glucocorticoid receptor binding. The record is from RefSeq and is a predicted model, not a curated record. The transcript is spliced from 7 exons. Gene Ontology annotation, biological process: cellular response to corticotropin-releasing hormone stimulus; regulation of transcription by RNA polymerase II.
CAAAAAUCUGAGAAAGCCGUCUAGUCGUGGCCGGGGACGUUAUACAUGGUUAUCAAUCACUUGGAAUACGGACGCUUACAAGUCCCGCACCGCAAUUUAUAAUCAGCAAUGGCCUGUGUUCAAAGUCAACAUGGAGUCCAGACCUAUGAGAGCUCCCUCUUCAGCUCAGAGUUUCUGAAUCCUGACUUCACCUCCAGGUUGGCCAUGGAUGUAACUGACCAGCGGGACCAGCUCUCUACGCCCUCCCUACCCAGCAUUACCUCUCUAGUAGGAGGCUACGUGGGCGAGUUUGACACCUACACCUGCCAGAUUGCCACAGGUGCUGCGUCUAACUUUGCAGGUGUCAACUCAGGACAGGACUCCUCAUUCAAGCUGGAUGACCUCCAUGUUUACGGCUGCUACCCAGGCACAUUCGCUUUGAGUUACAUGGAUGAGACAUUUUCCUCCUCGGGUGGGUCAAACUGCUUUGGAAGUCCAGCCUCUGCUCCAUCACCCUCCACCCCUGGGUUCCAACCCAUGUCGGCCUGGGACAGCACCUAUGGUCCCUGCUCCCCAGAUGAUGGAUGCUGGGCUUCCGAGACAACACCUCUGGCUCAGACUCCCUCUUACUUCACUUUUGGGCAUGUCACAGCCGACAAGCUUUCCCCUUUGGGCCAGCUGCAGCCUCAGCUCCCAGAUCAGGACCCAUUCUCUCAUACCCCGCAGCACGGUUCUCCUCUUUCCUUCAGUCCGCUUGACCUGGAGCAGAGCAGUCGGGAUGGGUCAGCACUGAUGGAUGGACACCUAUCCCCUAAAGUUAGAAGUCCCACUGGAAAUGAGGGAUGCUGUGCAGUGUGUGGAGACAACGCUUCCUGUCAGCAUUAUGGGGUGCGCACCUGUGAAGGAUGCAAGGGCUUUUUCAAGCGUACAGUACAGAAAAAUGCCAAGUAUGUGUGCCUUGCCAACAAAGACUGCCCAGUGGACAAAAGGCGACGAAACAGAUGCCAGUUCUGCCGCUUCCAAAAGUGCCUAGCUGUAGGAAUGGUAAAAGAAGUUGUGAGAACAGACAACCUGAAAGGUAGAAGAGGUCGUCUGCCAUCCAAGCCAAAAGUUGUCCAAGACUCUGUCUACUCCCCUGUAAACAUUAUCGCCUCUCUCGUCACUGCCCAUAUUGACUCAAACCCUGCUAGUGGAAAUCUAGACUACUCAAAGUAUCAGGAAACAGUAUCUGGAUUGUCUGAGAAGGAGGAUGCCAACGACAUACAGCAGUUUUAUGACCUGCUAACAGGAUCAAUGGAUGUAAUCAGAAAGUGGGCUGGAAACAUCCCUGGAUUCAGUGACUUCUGUAAGGAGGACCAAGAGCUUCUUCUGGAGUCAGCAUUUGUUGAGCUCUUCAUACUUCGGCUAGCCUACAGGUCAAACCCUGAGAUCGAAAAAAUUAUCUUCUGUAAUGGCGUGGUUCUCCACCGGACACAGUGCGUACGAAGCUUUGGCGACUGGAUUGACUCAAUCAUGGAGUUCUCUCAAAGUUUACAUCGCUUGAACUUGGAUGUUUCGUCUUUCUGCUGCCUUGCCACACUGGUUAUAAUCACAGAUCGACAUGGCCUAAAAGAGCCCAAACGGGUUGAGGACCUCCAAACACGCCUGAUCACAUGUCUCAGAGAACAGGUCUCCACAAGUGCCCCUGAAGCCACCCGGCCCAACUACCUGUCCCGACUGCUUGGCAAGCUUCCUGAGCUGAGAACACUGUGCACUCAGGGUCUCCAGCGAAUCUUCUACCUUAAACUGGAAGACUUGGUCCCACCUCCACCCAUUGUGGAUAAAAUCUUCAUGGACACAUUGCCAUUCUGAAUGGGCCUAUGAGAAUAUAUAUGUGGACAACCUAAGUGACUUAAACUGGUGAAAAAGCUGGAUAUGAGCAGUUUGAUGUUUGGGGAGCUUUAAGGACUGUAUCGCUUGAUUUUUCUCUGCUAUCAUGCAAUGGAUUCAGAGAAAGAUGACAUUCUAUUUACACCCGCAUUUGGAACCUACAUUACAGAAUCUUCAACAGUGAAAUCAUUAAGACACUUAGUAGAAUUUUAGGUCAGUGGUGCAAAAUGUAUGUGGCUUCUAAAUGAAAGAAAGUCAUGCAGAUAUUUCCAUACAAUCAGUAUUACCUCUAUGACCUAUUAUCAGAGGUCAUAUUCCAAAUUGAAAAGCAUCCAAGUAUCUAACUUAACAUCCAAUUUCCCAUAAAACAUUACCUGUGGUUUAUGAGAGGUUAGAAAGUCGAUGGACCAAAACAGAAACGGAAAAAUAGAAACUGUAUUUACUUCGAUGCUUGAAGCUGAAAUGUGUCAAAUUCUUCUAUGCCAGAAUACUUUCUCCACAUAAUAAUAGACAUCUAUAUGUAAGCCAUUGGUUGGCCAAUUUCACCAGAGAUGGGAAUUGUUGAGGAAACCUGCAUAGAAAUUACACAUUACAAAUUAUUAAGUCAAAGCCAAACAAUUCUUGCAAGUGCCAGAACAUUAUCUCCUUAAACAUGCUCAGAAAUGUCUAAACCAUAGGCUUUACAAUAAAAACUGAAAAGCACUGAGUGCAAUCGAGGAAUGUGGUAGACUGUUGUGGUAUGGCUAAUGUUUCAGACCUGUGUAGGUGACAAUACAGAUCGAGAGACUUUAGCAUAUAAGUGUAUUUUGGGAGGGGGGAGGGAGGGGAGAGUAUUUUGUUUCCCAUUUUUCUCAAAAUUUGGAAAGCCCAAUUCCCAAUGUGCUCUAAGUCCUUGUGGUGGCGUAGUGACUCGCCUCAAGCCGGGUUGUGGAGGACAAAUCUCAGCUUCCUUGGCGUCUGAGACCGUCAACCCAUGCAUUUUAUCACGUGGCUUGUUGAGUGGAGAUAUAGCGUGUGUGGAGGCUUCACACCAUCCACCGCAGCAUCCACGAACAACUCGCCACACGCCCCACUGAGAGCGAACCACAUUAUAGCAAUCACGAGGAGGUUACCCUGUGUGACUCUACCCUCCCUAGCAACCGGGACAAUUUGGUUGCUUAGGAGACCCAGCUGGAGUCACUCAGCAUGGCCUGGGAUUCGAACUAGUGAACUCCAGGAGAGGUAGUCAGCAUCUUUACCAUUGAGUUCAGUAGUUUUUUAAGUAUUUUUCAUGAAUAUAUUUGAAAGGUCACAAGAGAUCCAGUGCAGCUACUGUACCUGUACCACGUACAGCCACUUACGUGAAAAUACCUUGAGUAUUGUUACUGAAGCCUGACUUACUGAAGUUUAGUGUACCGGUCAAACCUUAGAGUAAUUAUAUUUGUAUGUAUGUAUUUUAUGAAUGUAUAGAUAUGGCUAGAGCUUCUGCGUACUGUAACUUUUUCUCACAAUGACAAAAUCAAGUUUGGGCAUUCUGAUUUUUAUGAUAUAAAAUUAAAGAUAUUGCUUAUCUUUUAUUGAGUUUGUGCAGCUCUCAUUAUAAAAUAUAUUUUGAUGAGAAAUCAUGUUUGGUGCUUUCAUUCAUUAGGAAAUAC